Triticum urartu is the source of this 886-nucleotide messenger RNA. RefSeq names its product B3 domain-containing protein Os06g0107800-like. The record is from RefSeq and is a predicted model, not a curated record. Lineage: Eukaryota; Viridiplantae; Streptophyta; Magnoliopsida; Poales; Poaceae. Gene Ontology annotation, molecular function: DNA-binding transcription factor activity; DNA binding.
ACUAACACGAUAGGGAUUAGAACCAAAGCUAGCUAAAGAUCAGCCAAGAGUUGCAGCAAAUCAAUGGCGUUGACGGCUGCGAGGGAGAGCAGAGGGGCAGAGGGGGGAGGAGGAGGAGUUGAGCUGUCGCGCGGCGGCAAUGGUGGCAAUGGCGAAGAGAGGAUCAAGCGGGAGCACAUGUUUGACAAGGUGGUGACGCCGAGCGACGUGGGCAAGCUGAACCGGCUAGUGGUGCCCAAGCAGUUCGCGGAGCGGCACAUCCUCCCGCGGCUGCUCGGCGGCGCGGCGAAGGCGGCCUGCUCGGGCGCCGUGCUGCGGUUCGAGGACGGCCGCGGCGGGGGCAGGGCGUGGGCGUUCCGCUUCUCCUACUGGGGCAGCAGCCAGAGCUACGUCAUGACCAAAGGGUGGAGCGCCUUCGUCCGUGACCGCCGCCUCGCCGCCGGCGACACCGUCUCUUUCUGCCGCGCGGGCGCACGCCUCUUCAUCGACUGCCGGCGGCGUGGCGCCGGAAUAGUAGCCUCGGCGCCGAUGACACGCCUCCUCGUGCCAGCAAUUGUGCCGCAAGUUGUCACGCUCAUGCCGCAGCGGUCGACGUCGUCAGACGAGAGGGCGGCGCGUGGCCGCUGCGUCCGGCUGUUCGGCGUGGACCUCGAGCUCGCCGGCGCCGAGCCGCUGCCGCUAGAUUUGCAGCUAGCUUUGAUGAGAAGAUGACCUCCGCUUGUGCCUCACUUGCCUGAUGCUUCCAGUUUUAGUAAAUUGAGCUCCAGUUUAUAGCAGAUUAUUAGAUAAUCAACGCAAGAAGGGAUCACAAAAUAAGAUAAGAUUGUGUCCAUGUAGUGCAUGUUUAUCCAUGAAGAUAUCAAGUUCACACGGUUGAAUAGUUCAA